This is a messenger RNA of Gordionus sp. m RMFG-2023, 3462 nucleotides long. RefSeq names its product general vesicular transport factor p115-like. The record is from RefSeq and is a predicted model, not a curated record. Lineage: Eukaryota; Metazoa; Nematomorpha; Gordioida; Chordodea; Parachordodidae. Gene Ontology annotation, biological process: transcytosis; intracellular protein transport; vesicle fusion with Golgi apparatus. Gene Ontology annotation, cellular component: endoplasmic reticulum; Golgi membrane; ER to Golgi transport vesicle membrane. The transcript is spliced from 22 exons. The coding region runs from base 45 to 3176 and encodes 1043 amino acids.
UUUAUAAUCCAAACACAUUCAUGAAUUUUAAACAGUUCUAAAAAAUGGAUUUAUUAAAACAUCUUAAAGGAAUAUUUAUAGAUACAUCUGAGGAAACAGAAUCAUUAGCUGAUUAUAUUGAUUUAUUGGUUGAGAGAAUUCAAAGCUCAUAUAGAAUAGAAGAUAAAAUUGAAGCAGUCAAAGCUCUUUCUAAUUUCGCUAAGAUAAGAAAAUUUAAAAUUGAUGUUGGUGCUAAAGCAAUUGAUCCCUUGUUAAACAUAUUGGAAAAUAAUCAAACUUCUAAUGAAUUAAUAACAUUGUCUCUUGAUUGCCUUAAACAUAUAGUAUCAAGUGAAGAUGAAAUUUUAUUAAAUGAUAUAGACAAAUCAGAUUUACCAAAUAUAAAGUCUGCUGUUAUAACAGAUGAAUUGAUAAAUUUUGAUAUUCAAUUUACUGAAAUAUUUUUAAAAAAUGUAAAAAAUCUGGCAAUCAUAUUAAAAUUAACAGAGGAAUAUGACUAUUCUGUCAGAUAUGCAGCUUUAUCAUUUUUUAAAAUUUUAUUAAUAAAUGCACCAAAAUUAGUUCAAACAUCUAUUCUUAAAAUUGAAAAUGGUCUAUCAAGGAUUUUAGAUCUUUUGGAUGAUUCUAGAGAGAUUAUUAGAAAUGAAGCUUUAACAUCAUUAGUCCACUUAUCACAAGAUGACAAAGAUCUUCAAAAAAUUAUUGCAUUUGAGAAUGGAUUUGAACACGUUUUAAGUAUCAUGAAAAUUGAGGAUUUUAGCAAUGGAGGCGUGAUAACGGGCGAUUGUUGUAAACUUUUACUCAAUUUGCUCAAAAACAAUAUAUCCAAUCAAACAUUGUUCCGGGAGCAGAACUACAUUCAAAACUUUGGUAUUCCAUUUUUGGAUUCAUUACAUCAAACCGAUCCAGACCGAGACUUUCAAAUUUCUCUGGUAGCGGAAAAUAAUUAUUUGAAUCCACAUACUGAUGGAGACGACUUGAACCCUCAAAAAGUUGCAAACACUUCGCUCAUUUUGAAGUUAAUCAAAUUAUUCGUCUCUCAAACACUAACGCCUUCCGCCCUCGUUUCAUCGCAGAAAUCGAUAACUAAAAGUAGUUUGCUGCAAAAAAUAACUGUCAACAUACUUAUGGCCAGUGGAAUUCCGUCCAACCUUUUGAUUCAAGCUAUAUACACGACUGCUCAAAUUAUUAGAGGAUGCCAAGAAGGCCAGGAAUUUUUUUCAAAUCUAAUGGCUCCCUCAAAUCCUCCUAAACCAUUUCUGGAUAUUUUGUUGACUUCCAUGUUAAACGAAGGAAAGCCUUUGAGGUUGCGAAGAUGCAUUCUUUACUUUUUCCAUUCAUACUUAUAUAAAAAUUCUGAGUUGCAAGCUGAAAUAUUAUCGUCUCUCUUAUCUACAACCAAAGUAAACACCGGUCGUAUCCUUAUACACGCCCUGCUUAACACCGAACAAGAAAAAGAAAUAAGCCGUAGCGCUAAAUGUAAUAACAUGAAUUGUUGGUUCGCAUCUCUAGCACUUUCCUAUACUAUUUCUAAUUCGGCAUCUAAUCAAAAUACAAAAAAUAUAAAAAGAGAUAAUCGGGAAAUUUUGCAAAAAGUUCGGCUAAAAGCUUUGAAUUCUUCCAACGAAAAUUUUCGAUCUGAAAAGAAUGAGAAAGAAAAUAAGGUUGAAAGUGUCGAAGUAGGUAAAGAAAUGGCCGAUAUUUCCCUGUUGCAAUGUUUGAUGGAUAAUCUUAAAAAGACCAAAAACCUCCACUCCAAAAUUGGAAUGUUAAUUUUUCUUUCUCAUUGGUUGGCUGGUUCUAGUGCAUGCGUAAAAGCUUUUUUGUCUGAUCCAUACGGUGCCAAAACAAUUAACGGAAACAUUACAUUUCUCACAGCCCAAAUCUCUUCAGAACACGAAGUCAAUGCUCCAACUCUUUCCCGAGCAGUACAAGGCCUCGCUGCUUUUGCAUUCGGGCUAUGCGUGUUGCAAGGAGAUGACCAGACCUCGAAAGAAAGCCAGGAAAAUCUGAAGGGUAUAGUCAACAAGAGACUGGGUUCAGAGAAUUACGUCAAUCAAUUGUGUCAGCUUAGGGAAUUCGAACGUAUAAUGACAGAUCAAAACAUAGAAAAAUGUUUAAACAACGUUUUAGCGAAAGAAAAUAUAGGCGACAACAUUGAAAAUCCUGAGACUUGUAUUAUUAUUAUUGAUCUAUGCGUGCUAGAUCAGGAAUUUAUGAAGAUUUUCAAUUUUUAUGAAACCUUUAUUCUCAAACAAUUCGAUAAUGCCAAUCUUAAAAAAGAUAACUAUAAGAUGGAUCAAAUAGAUUAUGUCACCAAGAAAUACGAAAAUACCAUUAAAGAAAAAGAUAGCUCUAUAGGCAACCUAAGCGAGAAAUGCGAAGAUUAUAAACGGCAAUUGGAAUAUUUGGCCUGUAAAUACGAAGAGCUUAAUUCACAAAUGAAAAACUUAACCCUUCAGCAAAAUCAGACUGUACUUUGUCAAAAUCAACCUCCUCCUCUUAAAAUAAUUCAAUUGCAACAACAUGUUCACCCACCUAUUCAAGCCUUUAACAACUCUGCCCCCCUUUCUUCGUCUCAUCCACUCGUUCCUUUCCAACAAACGACUAUGCAGCACCCACAACAGCAAACCUUUGGUUAUUACGACCAACAGCAACUAAGUCAGGCUCAACAAAACGGAGAUCUUUCUGCUAUGUAUUACCCCAACUAUCAAACUGGAGGAUAUCAGAAUUUUUACAUGAACGGGCUAUACUACGAUUCUAAUUUUAAGAAUUUCACUCUGACUACUGUUUGUGCGGACCAUAGCAAGGCUGGGGACGAUGCUGAUAUUGCGGCUAAUUUGGGAAAUGGUUUAAGCAAUAGCAUCGAUUUGAGCCAAUUGCAAGUCGGAUAUGAUAAGGAAUCUGUUACUGGCUUACAACAAGAGAAUGAACGCCUUAGGUGGGAAAAUCGUGAAUUACAAGAAACCUUGGUCAAACUGCAGAAAGAACAAGAGGGGUUUAUGAUUCUUAUGGAGGAUUACGAAAGAAAGCUUGAUGCUUAUAGCAAUCCUAAGGAUGAAAGUGUAGGUUCUUCUAUUCAACCUUUGGAUGUCAACAAUCAGGAAGAAGCCUUUGAAAUUUUAUGCCCUCCGAAAAGUCAAAACCAGCAUCAACAACCUUUAAAUCCUAUUUAACCAUUAUAAAUACGAUAUGCAAUUUUUAAGAUGUUUUUUAAGAAUCGAAAAAUUAAGUUUAUAAUUCACGAUAAAUUAUUAUUUUUUAUAUAGGUUUGUGUAACAAUUAUUACUCGCAAACACUUAAUGAAAAUUAAGAUUUCAUAAAUGACUAUCAUUAUGUUGAAAAUUAAUUAUAUUUUGUAAAAUCAAAAUAAUAUUUUUACUUUACAUCAAAAAACUUUCUCGUUUACCUUUUAUGUAUUGUGUAUAAAAUUAAGUUUUAUUUUACAUAUUCUUAUAAUAU